Molecule: messenger RNA, 1092 nt
Organism: Teleopsis dalmanni
Lineage: Eukaryota; Metazoa; Arthropoda; Insecta; Diptera; Diopsidae
Exons: 1
Coding region: 1-1092 (363 amino acids)
Molecular function (GO): catalytic activity
Source: RefSeq, a predicted model, not a curated record
AUGCUCGGCACACAAGAAAAUAGGAUAUUAAUUAAAGUACUUCAAGCAAAUAUACACAGAAGUAAAGUAGCUGACGCUCUCCUAGCGCAAAUAGUUAUAGAACGGAGAAUCGAUCUAGUGCUUAUAAGCGAGCAGUACAGAAAAAAGGAAAGCGGAACCUGGAUAGAUGACAACACAACAACUGCUGCAAUCUGGGUACCAAGAGGCAGUAAAACACAAGUCACUAAUAGCGGUAAAGGAAACGGUUAUGUUUACGCAAAAUGUAACGGAGUGACGGUAAUGAGCUGCUAUUUAACACCCAGCGAUGAUAUGCAAACAUUUCUAAAUAAGUUAGAAGCAAUUGAGGAUAAAAUUCUACAGCUCGACGGUUCUUUCAUUGUAGGUGGCGACUUUAAUUUCAGGGCAAUAGAAUGGGGAAUGGGAACUACAAACUCAAGGGGAAGACGAGUUUUAGAAAUGGCUGCCAGGCUAGAUCUUAUAGUCGCAAAUACGGGUACGACCCCAACUUUCAGAAGAGAAGGAUGUCAAGGCACUAUACCAGAUAUCACACUUACAUCGGAAAGAAUAGCUAGUAAGCUUAACCAAUGGAGAGUCUUAGAAGACUACACUGGAAGUGACCACCAAUAUCUGUCGUACUGUAUACAGACCGAGACAAUUUCGGGUAAUGAUCGAAGCACAAGAGGAACCCACAAAUGGAAGGUGGCGAAACUAAAAACAAGAAGCCUAUUAGAAGCAAUUGAUGCCGCACUCCCUACGCAUAUAGCAAAUGCGGAAGAAGGGGUGAGACAUACAAUGACAAGAAUUACACAGGCAUGUGCGAUAGCAAUGCCAAAAAUUACUCAAAAGAAAGGUAAAAAGGGCGCUUACUGGUGGACAGAAGAAAUAAGUCAACUGCGAAAAGCAUGUCUACUCACACGAAGACGCUACACGAGAGCUAGACGAAAUGGAACCAGUGAGGCAGAAGGUAGAGAAUAUAUCCAAGCCAAAAAAAACCUAAAAAAAGCGAUUAACACAAGUAAACGAAGAAAAUGGAAGGAACUUCGAAAUGACAUAAAUCAUGAUCCAUGGGGCCUUGGAUACAUGAAGAAAUGA